Messenger RNA from Python bivittatus (Burmese python), 1040 nucleotides. The record is from RefSeq and is a predicted model, not a curated record. Lineage: Eukaryota; Metazoa; Chordata; Lepidosauria; Squamata; Pythonidae.
UUGCAAUCCUAAGACCUUUACACUUUAUGCAAGACCCGUUGCCGCCCCCGGUCGUGGGACUUCGUCUCCCCCUUCGCAGACACGAGUUCUUCUGCUCUUUUGCCCCUGUUCCCUGCUCCCCUUCCCUUGGAUGUUCCAGAGAAGACGUGUGACUUUGAAAGGUGUUAGCCCUAGCAGGAGCUGUUCAUGCCGUCAAUAAAAAUUCAACGUAUCCUCCAUUUCCGGAAGGAGUGCAGAUGGCAAUAUUUGGCAUGGGAUGUUUCUGGGGAGCAGAAAAAAUGUUUUGGAAACUGCCGGGUGUCUUCUCCACACAGGUGGGCUUCUCAGGAGGCUUCACUCCCAAUCCUACCUACAAAGAAGUCUGCAGCGGGAUGACAGGACACACAGAGGUGGUCCGAGUGGUAUUUGACCCACAGAAGAUCAGCUAUGAAAAGCUCCUCCAAUUUUUCUGGGAGAACCAUGAUCCAACCCAAGGGAUGAAGCAAUACAAAGACAUUGGCACACAGUAUCGCUCAGCCAUCUAUACUAUUGGAGCAGAACAGUUGGAAUCUGCCUUAAGAUCCAAGGCAACAUAUGAACAGGAGCUGGCUAAGAAGCAACUGGGGCCAAUCACUACCGAGAUUCGGGAGGCUGGCAAAUUCUACUAUGCUGAAGAUUACCACCAGCAAUAUCUCCACAAAAACCCGAAUGGCUAUUGUGGCCUACAAGGCACCGGCGUUGCCUGCCCCAUAGGCAAAUGAGAGUUCCCCAAGGGGAGUAUCCUUGGGAGCCACGGUAAUCAUAACCCUUGAACAGUUACCAUGGCAACCGGGCGGCCUAGCAUCUUUGUAAUUCAACUGUGAUUUAGCCACGGGGGCCUUUGUUCCUUCUUUUGUGUCUUGUAGGACUCUGUAAGAUUUGGGGACGGGGCGAAAAUGGGCAGCCUGCUGGAAGAAUUUGCUGUGAACGGUAAUGCUUUGUGUGGAAGUGAUAAAUAGGUUUCCACCCGAUGCAGAUGUUUGGGAUUGCCUGACAAGGCGCUGAUAAAUACACAUUAUGCA